This is a messenger RNA of Sus scrofa (pig), 2428 nucleotides long. RefSeq names its product solute carrier family 13 member 2 (gene SLC13A2). Gene Ontology annotation, cellular component: plasma membrane. NCBI's taxonomy places the organism in Eukaryota, Metazoa, Chordata, Mammalia, Artiodactyla, Suidae. The record is from RefSeq and is marked validated. Gene Ontology annotation, biological process: fumarate transport; cellular response to lithium ion; alpha-ketoglutarate transport. Gene Ontology annotation, molecular function: sodium:dicarboxylate symporter activity; fumarate transmembrane transporter activity; alpha-ketoglutarate transmembrane transporter activity.
GCUACACCGUUGGUCCUGCUGGUGCCUGGAUCCGGAGGGUGACCAGGCAGCCCUCGUGGGUCCACACCAUGGCCACCUGCUGGCAGGGCCUGUGGGCCUAUCGCAGGUACCUGAUUGUCUUCUUCCUACCCAUUUUCCUGCUGCCUCUGCCCAUCCUCGUCCCGACUAAGGAAGCCUACUGCGCCUACACCAUCAUCCUCAUGGCGCUCCUCUGGUGCACGGAGGCUCUGCCCCUGGCCGUCACCGCCUUCCUCCCUGUCAUCCUGUUCCCCAUGAUGGGCAUCAUGGAUGCCUCCAAGGUCAGCGUUGAGUACCUCAAGGACUCCAACAUCCUAUUCAUCGGGGGGAUGCUGGUGGCCAUCGCCGUGGAGCACUGGAAUCUGCACAAACGCAUCGCCCUCCGCGUGCUCCUCAUCAUCGGCGUGCGGCCCGCCCUGCUGAUCCUAGGCUUCAUGGUGGUCACGGCCUUCCUGUCCAUGUGGAUCAGCAACACGGCCACCACUGCCAUGAUGGUGCCCAUCGCCCACGCCGUUCUGGAGCAGCUGCACAAGAUACCGGUGGGCAAGGAUGUGGAGGAGGGCAGGGGCAACCCCGCCUUUGAACUCCAGGAACCGAGUCCCCAGCAGGAAGAGACCAAGCUUGAUGAGAAAGACAACAAGCAGGACCUCCCUGUCCCAGCUGCCCCUUCGGAGUCCAAGACACAACAGAAUGAGGAGCAGCUCCGCUUUACCCAGGGCAUGAGCCUGUGUGUGUGCUACUCGGCCAGCAUCGGGGGCAUCGCCACCCUGACGGGCACCACAAACCUGGUGCUGCAGGGCCAAGUCAACUCGAUCUUCCCCCGAAACCCCAAUGUGGUGAACUUCGCCUCCUGGUUUGGCUUUGCCUUCCCCACCAUGGUCAUCUUGCUGCUACUUUCCUGGCUGUGGCUGCAGAUCCUCUUCUUAGGGUUCAACUUCCCGAAGAACUUCGGCUUCGGGGACCAGAUGAAGGAGAAAGAGCGAGCGGCCUUCGAGGUCAUCCGGAGGGAACACAAGCAGCUGGGCCCCCUGAGCUUUGCAGAAAAGGCUGUCACUGUCCUCUUUGUCUUAUUGGUGGUGCUCUGGUUCACUCGGGAGCCAGGCUUUUUCCAGGGCUGGGGCAACCUGGCUUUUUCUGAUGAGGAUGGGAAAAGCAUGGCAUCCGAUGGGACAGUGGCCUUAUUAAUCGCUGUAAUUAUGUUCAUCGUGCCCUCCAAGAUCCCAGGGCUGACUCAGGAACCAGGAAACCCGGGAAAGCUGAAGCCACCUCCUGCCCUCCUCAGCUGGAACACAGUAAAAGAGAAGCUGCCUUGGAACAUCGUGAUCCUUCUGGGUGGUGGCUUUGCCCUGGCCAAGGGCAGUGAGGAAUCGGGCCUGUCAAAGUGGCUGGGGGACAGGCUGACCCCCUUGGAGAGCGUGCCACCUCCUGCCAUUGCCUUCAUCCUCUGCCUCCUGACUGCCAUCUUCACCGAGUGCACCAGCAACGUGGCCACCACCACCCUCUUCCUGCCCAUCCUGGCCUCCAUGUCGCAGGCCAUCUGCAUCCAUCCUCUCUACGUCAUGCUGCCCUGCACGCUUUCCAGCUCCCUGGCCUUCAUGCUGCCUGUGGCCACCCCACCCAACGCCAUCGCCUUCUCAUUCGGAAGCCUCAAAGUGACUGACAUGGCCCGAGCGGGACUCAUGCUCAACAUCGUUGGGGUCCUGGUCAUCACGCUGGCCAUCAACAGCUGGAGCAUCCCCAUGUUCAACCUGCACCACUAUCCCUCCUGGGCCCGUUCCAACACCACGACCUGCGGGGUCAGCCAGGCAAACACCACAACACCUAGUCCCUAGACCCCGGGAUCACCUGCCCAAACCAGGGAGACCGACCACCCCUUUCCUAGAGAUGGGAGGGGCUCCAUAGGCUCCAAGCCAGACCUGGAGAGGGAGGCGUGGGUAACCUCGUGUGAGGCUGCAAGGAAGAUGAGCUCGAUCCGGAAGGUCUGAGGAAAGCAUGUGUAUGUGUAUGUAUGCGUGUGUGUGUGUGUGUGUGUGUGUGUGUGUGCAUGCGGCACGUGUUUGUGCACGCGUGCGUGUGUCUGAAGACGGUGUGUCAUGUGAGGACGUCUGACAGGGGUCUGCGGGGGCCCAUGAUCCUAGGUGUGUAUCCUUGAUGGUGUGCAUGUGUGAGGUGACAGACGCGACAGACAGUGUGCUGUGUCCAGCACUCCAGGUCUUUGUCUGCCCCGCUUGGUGGGCGACCAAAGCCCCUUUGCCCUCUAUUUAUUGAAACUCAUGUUGGUGCCGCAAAGCUGCCCUGCGGCUGCCAUGGCAACAGUCUCUGGGCCCCGCCCAGCACACGGAGUGCUCCCCAGCCUGUCGGGUUUGUGGGGAGGGUUCAAAGAUCAGCCACAUUAAAGUCUUUCAGUAGA